AUGGAUUCCAAGAAUCAUGCUGAAGACGAUGUGCUGGAUGGCUGCAUUGAUUGGCUGGUGGACCUCAAGAAGUACAUGGCCUUAGCCGGUGAGCCGGUGCGCGUGAAAUGCGCUCUUUUCUACAGUUACAUCCGCACAAACUACAGCAUGGCUCAAAGCUCAGGGCUGCGUCUGAUGUGGUACAAAAACAAAGGGGACUUUGAAGAGCCCAUUAUCUUCUCGGAAGGGAGGAUCAACAAGGAUGAAGAUGCCAUCUGGUUUCACACGGCCGAAGUCCAAGACAGCGGCUUCUACACCUGUGUUCUAAGAAACUCAACAUAUUGCAUGAAAGUAUCCAUGUCCUUGACGGUCGCUGAAAAUGAACUUGGACUUUGUUACAACAGCACAAUCCGCUACUUAGAAAAAUCAGAAAUUACCAGGACCAAAGUCAUUUCCUGCCCGGAUACGGAGGAUUACAAAACAGGCAAGCAAGAGCCGGAUAUCAUCUGGUAUAAGGAGUGCAAGACCAAACUCUGGAGAAGCGUGGUGGUACAGAAAGAGAACACACUUUCAAUAGAAGAUGUUCAGGAGGAAGACGGUGGAAAUUAUACUUGUGAGCUGAAGUUUGAAGGGAAGUUGAUUAGACGCACAACGGAACUCAAAGUUACAGCUUUGGUCACCAACAGACCCCCUCAGCCUUUGUAUCCGGUAGAGAACCAGACGGGUCUUCUUGAAGUCCAGUUGG
Messenger RNA from Protobothrops mucrosquamatus (brown spotted pit viper), 724 nucleotides. RefSeq names its product X-linked interleukin-1 receptor accessory protein-like 2. The transcript has 5 exons. The record is from RefSeq and is a predicted model, not a curated record. NCBI's taxonomy places the organism in Eukaryota, Metazoa, Chordata, Lepidosauria, Squamata, Viperidae. The annotation marks the transcript as partial.